Messenger RNA from Chelonus insularis, 1635 nucleotides. Its product is annotated as cyclin-dependent kinase 2-associated protein 1-like. Bases 146 to 439 code for a protein of 97 amino acids. The transcript has 2 exons. Lineage: Eukaryota; Metazoa; Arthropoda; Insecta; Hymenoptera; Braconidae. Gene Ontology annotation, cellular component: cytoplasm; nucleus. The record is from RefSeq and is a predicted model, not a curated record.
AUAUUGAAAAUAUCCUUAAAAAAAUACAAACUUCAACAUAACCUCAAUAUCCUGUUAAAUUUCUGUUGGUUUAACAUUUUGUUUAAUCAUCUUUUUAGUCAUUAUUAUCACUAAAAACAAUAAUUGUUCACAUAAAGCGUAAACAAUGGAGGGAGAGCAAACAAAAACUGGAAAUGUACCAAAAAUAGUGGAGCCUCCAAUAACUGUACCGAAUCCAAGAAAUAUUCAGGCUUCAGUCGCUCAAGUGACAGUUACUUCUGUACCUGGACAAUCAAAAUAUGUACAACUACUCAAUGUUCUUGAAGAACUUGGAAGAGAUAUUCGCCCUACAUAUGCUGGAAGUAGGAGUUCAGCAGAACGCAUCAAACGUGGGAUCGUUCAUGCAAGAAUUCUAGUCAGAGAAUGUCUCGUAGAGACUGAAAGAAGUGCUCGUCAAUAAUUACCAUUUGAAGACUUAAGUUAUAAUCGAUUGAUUGAUUCUAAAAAAGAUGUCAAAUUAACAUUUAACUGAUUAGUCAACGAUGAUCAUGAAUCAUAUGAACUCGAUAAAAAUUUUAAAGAUUGAUUUCCUCAGAGUCAAUCGAUUUAUUAUUUUACAGUUUUAAAUAAAAAAACUAUUCCAGGUGCCAAAGUUGAAUGAAUGAUGAAAAAAGUUAUAUGUAUUGUUUAAUUUUUUUUUUUGGAAAUGGAAUUAGUUUUGUAUGCAUAAUAGUUUGAUUGAGAUUAGUGGUAUUGAAUAAUAUUUUUACUGGAGAUCUGAAUAUUCUAGUGAUUUUUAAGUAAUUGAAUUUUUGAAUGAUUUCUUUUUUGUGUGUUUGCUUUAUUUAAAGUACAUUUGAUCUCAUUUUUAACGAACUUUGUGUACGAAAAGAGAUCGAGUUUCGCCAAAUAACGACUUAAUAUUUUUAUAUAUGUCAUUAAUGAUAAGACAUAAUUGAAAAUAAGUUAGACUAAGAUUUUUAAUCAGCGAUAAUUUAUUUUAAUUUAUACUAAAUAAGAAAAUGCCUUAAACAUUUUACUAAUUAUUAUUAUCAGCAUAAAUAGUACAAAUAAUGUUUAUAAUUACCGAUAACUUUUUAUCUUCGUCUACAGAAACUAACAUUAGAGAAUAAUGAGAAUAGAAAAUCAUGGCGAUGUUCAUAAUCUAUUUUACUAUCAAUAUUACGAUAAUAUUUUCUAACAAUAAUUCAUCAUUUUAUCAUUGCCAAAAAUAAUAAUUAAAAAUAUUUUUAUGUAAUAAUUACCUCGUUAACACGAAAAAAAAAUAUACUCUAUUGUUCCUACGUGUUUAAGCACAUUAAGCUCAGGAUUACUUUGUAGCCCUCAUAGCAGUAUUGUGAAUAAUAUCUUAUGAGAUUAAUUGAUCGAAUGGUUUUAUAUUAUAAUAAUUGAAUAAUUGAUGAAUGAAUUGAAGAAUUAAAAUGUAAUUAUGAAAUUAGAAGUAAAUUGUGAAAUAUCAAAGAACUACCAUGACCAAAUAGUAAUAAUAUCGAUGAAUCGAAACACAGUUAUGUGUUUGUUAUGACCAAAAAUAAUAAUAUCUGUAUCAUUUCAAUUGCCUGUUCCAAUGUGCCGUUAAAAUAUACUAUUGCUCAUAAUUUAAAUAAUGAUAAAGUUAAAUAUAUUCAAUGUACC